UCGUCGGGGGCGAACGUGAUCGCCAUCUGGUUCCCUCGUUAGUGACAUCGACGGUCAGGAGAGCUUGUGCGAGCCCGUCUCCCGGAUUGGGACAUAAAUUCGCACUUCUGCAGGGAACUUUCGGCAAUCUUGCCGGUCGCCGUCCAGCCCGUCUCAACUCAUCAUCGUGCUCUACCCACCGACGGGCGCCGCGGCCACAGAGCGCACCCGGCGUUACGACGAUCUCCGAAUUCCUCUUCGCCACCGCCACCGCCACCGACCGGCCAUGUGCAUCGCGGCUUGGGCGUGGCAGUCUCACCCGGCGUACGGCCUGCUCCUCCUCUUCAACCGCGACGAGUACCACUCCAGGCCGACGCGGCCGGCGGAGUGGUGGCCCGCCGCGGGGGAGGAGGGCGAGCAAAUCCUCGGGGGCAAGGACGAGGUAGGCGGGGGCACGUGGCUGGGGUGCACCAAGGCCGGGAAGCUGGCCUUCUUGACCAACGUCCGGGAGCCUAGCCCCCGGGCCGAUGCGAGGUCCAGAGGGGAGCUUCCCGUCAGGUUUCUCCAGGGCAGGCAGGAUCCAUUGGAGUAUGCGACAGAAAUUGCAAAGGAAGCAGAUCAGUACAAUGGCUUUAAUCUUAUAUUGGCCGAUGUGCAUUUAGGAACCAUGGUUUACAUUUCUAAUAAACCCAAUGGCGCUUCUGUGGUUCAAACAGUUUCCCCUGGGUGUCAUGUGCUUUCUAAUGCUGCUAUUGACUCCCCUUGGCCAAAGGCGCUGCACUUAGGACAGAGUUUCAACAGAUUUCUUGCAGUUCAUGAUGAUGCAGAAGUCUCUUUGAAGCAGAUGGUUGAAGAGCUAAUGACAGACACCGCCAAGGCCGACAGAUCAGCGGUGCCUGACACUGGCGUCGAUUCCGACUGGGAAUACCAGCUAAGCUCUAUAUUCAUCGACACGGAGAAGGGACAGGCACGAUAUGGGACACGAAGCAUGGCUGCCAUAGCAGUGAAAUUGGACGGCGAGGUAGCUUUCUAUGAGAGGUGCCUGGAUAACAACUCGUGGAAGGAAAAUCUCAUGCGAUUUCAGAUGGAGGUGGCAAAAUAACCAGAGUGGAGAGUAAAAAAAAGAGACCAGCCAGGUCUUGCCCCGGCUGGCGUUGCUUUAUAGAAGAAAGCUCCGCGAGCACCUGUCAAUCUGGAGAUUCGAGCCAGGGUGGGCAGCAUGCGCUCUAGCUGUGCUAACAAACAUUAAGAUACUGACAGAGUUCGGAGUGACCAUUCAGUUUCUUUGCACAGUCAAGCUGAUGGUGGCAAGUAGCCAGCAUUACCCUUUGUGCAUAGUCAAUGCGGAUACGAACGCACGGUCGAUUGAUUUAUAGCAUAUAUAUAUAUGGUUC
Messenger RNA from Lolium perenne, 1373 nucleotides. RefSeq lists its product as uncharacterized. The record is from RefSeq and is a predicted model, not a curated record. Lineage: Eukaryota; Viridiplantae; Streptophyta; Magnoliopsida; Poales; Poaceae.